AUAAUGAUGCUCAGACCGAUAGUAUCACCUGUGAUCAUGAGGAAGAAAACAAUCGCCGGGUUAUGAACGAGCUUAAAUAUAAAAUAUUAACCCAGCAUCUGCUCGAUUAUAAUAAAAGAACUUUCGAGAAGUUCAUGCGAGAUGUAAAUCGAGAAUAUAAUGAGCGGGUUAACGCAAAUAAUAAAAUGCGGUGCGAAAUUGAGGAUCUGAAGAUGCAAGCACAGGAGGCGGGGAGAAAAGCUGGCAUCUAUGAAGUUAAAUUAUACUCAUA
Molecule: messenger RNA, 271 nt
Organism: Paraglomus brasilianum
Lineage: Eukaryota; Fungi; Glomeromycota; Glomeromycetes; Paraglomerales; Paraglomeraceae
Source: the annotation of a GenBank genome assembly